AAAUAAAAAAAAUCACCACCACCUAUAAGUCAUUUCAUGGUCCUCCAUCCCAUCAAAUAUACAAAUACCAAUAAACCCCAAAAACCCCAACAAAAGAAUAUCACCACCACAAAACCCCUCAUUCCACCACACUUUCUGAGCUACCAAGACAUGUCUACUGCUCUUGGGCCACUCUCUCUCCUCCUGCUUUUGAUCUCUGCGUUUACCACCAUCAAUGGAGCAUCCUCUUCUCCUGGUGUGGUGGUCAAUGGAUCGGACCUGAUGGUGCCGUUGAUCGAGCCAGGGACCGGAUCGAUGGUGCUGAAUGAGACGCGUAGGCGGCUCGGUAGCUUCCAGAUAUGUGCUCUUUGUACUUGCUGUGGAGGGCCUAAGGGUCUUUGCUUGCCUUCUCCUUGUUGCUAUGCUAUCAAUUGCAAUAUACCCAAUCGACCAUUUGGGUUUUGUUCUUUCACACCAAAGACCUGCAAUUGCUUUGGCUGCCAUCUCUAACUUCUCUUCUUAUUACAUGUAAGCCCCUCUCAUUAUUUCUUUUUGCCAUUUCUUCCUCUUUUUUUUUUUUUUUUUUUGAUAGUGGGUGUGAUUCUGUUGGGAGUGUGAAUGAAAAGGAAUAUCUGUUUUGGUCUAAUUGUUUAUUCUUAUAAUCUCAGUCAUUACAUAGACUUGCAUUGUUAUUAUUAUUAUUAUU
Magnolia sinica is the source of this 685-nucleotide messenger RNA. RefSeq lists its product as uncharacterized. The transcript is spliced from 2 exons. The record is from RefSeq and is a predicted model, not a curated record. The coding region runs from base 37 to 489 and encodes 150 amino acids. Lineage: Eukaryota; Viridiplantae; Streptophyta; Magnoliopsida; Magnoliales; Magnoliaceae.